Physcomitrium patens is the source of this 1488-nucleotide messenger RNA. RefSeq lists its product as uncharacterized. NCBI's taxonomy places the organism in Eukaryota, Viridiplantae, Streptophyta, Bryopsida, Funariales, Funariaceae. Gene Ontology annotation, cellular component: nucleus. Gene Ontology annotation, molecular function: small GTPase binding; guanyl-nucleotide exchange factor activity. The record is from RefSeq and is a predicted model, not a curated record. Gene Ontology annotation, biological process: protein import into nucleus.
CACGAAGUCUCGCUGCUUGGUUCGCAGCCCAGCUCUCUUCACUCCAUGGUUAAGCAAGUGCCACAGAGAUUACAAGAGACAGAUUUAUCUGCAAGAGAAACAAAGAACGUGAGUGUAAGCGGUAGUCAGAUCCAUCAGCAAAGUUUGGAUUGUGUGUUAGUGGGCAGAUCGUGAUAGUGAAGGUCGGAAUGACAACUCCUUGUGACCCCACUCAAGCCCCAGCAGCUGAUUCUGUUCAAAAGAUUCAGGAAGAGUUGGCGGGCAUUACUCUAGAUCCGCCGUCCAAUGGCGCCGUCUCACACAAGUGCGAAACUGCGAAUGAGCCAAUGCCCACCAACGUGAAUUACACCGAUGGUGCUUCAAUUUUAGAGAAUUCUGUGAAGAUGAUGUUGUUUGGUGGAGCUAUCUCCUGCAGCUUUCCUCCCAGAUAUGGAGAUAUCAGCGACUUUCGGGAUGUACCUAAUAAUCAGGAAGCUUUUGUGGAUCCUAACCGGGAUGAGAGCUUUAUUAUCGAGCUUUUGGAGCUCAAGGAGAAUGUCGCUGAUGCAGGCAGUGCUCGCUGGUUCUUGGAAGACCUUGCCGUGGAGCAAGCAUUUGAGAACACCUUGAUUGUGGAAGAUGAGAGUAGGAUACCUGCAGCGAACAUUCCCAACCUGGAGGCAAAUACCACGGUCAAUGCUGUAAUCGGUACCAUGGAGAUUGCAAAAGGUCGCCAAGGUGUUGAGGCGUCCAACAAUGUGCGGGUGUACUUAGCAAACAUCCGAUUGCGCGUUGUGGAAACAGACAUUCUUAUAACUGUUUAUGAGCCUCUAAAUAUCAGUGAGCAUAGUGAAAGUGCUGCAGCAGUGGGAGCAGGUGCGACAUUGCCAGCUGCCCAGGCAGGACUGUUGCCGGCUGCUGAUGUGUUCAAGCAAGUUCUUUCUACCUUCAGGAUUCACGACUGGUCUCUUUUUGGAUAUGUGGAUGAGUAAGGCACAAAGAAUUGAUGUUUUCCUCUACGAAAUCGGUGCCGCCCGAGGGUUUUUAGUUCUUGUGCGGCUGUUAGCUCCUACAAAACCAGUUGGCCAGAAGGAAUAGUGCAUCUUGCAAGCACCGCUAUAUUCUAUGCGAUAGAACCCUACUUAUGUAUGAUGUACAUGUCCUCACUCGGCGUCUUCCCAUAGUACCAGUUGGUAGUUUUUUUUUUUUUUUUUUUUUUUUUUUUUUGCGCUGUAGCUCAAGAGCUUCUUCAUUACAAGAUGACAGUGGAGUGCGAUUAUUUUGGCACGCAUCAAAGCCUGUCAACGGUGCGUUUAAUGAGAUGCUCAGAUUGAAUUUAGCGGAAAUACUGAGUUUCUACAACCAUCAAUUUACGUGGUCGAUGCACUCUGCCAGGAUUGUGGUCGAUGUGACCUAAUUUCCGUCAUUAGUAACCGCACACUUCUGAAAUGUACAGACUGCUGUCUAAAUUAUGACCAAAAUAUUUGUUCCAAAGAAAAUCUGGUUGAA